Messenger RNA from Loxodonta africana (African savanna elephant), 1203 nucleotides. RefSeq names its product secretoglobin family 2A member 1 (gene SCGB2A1). The transcript is spliced from 2 exons. The coding region runs from base 841 to 1203 and encodes 120 amino acids. The record is from RefSeq and is a predicted model, not a curated record. Lineage: Eukaryota; Metazoa; Chordata; Mammalia; Proboscidea; Elephantidae. Gene Ontology annotation, biological process: androgen receptor signaling pathway.
CUGGCGGCCUAGUUAUGAAGAACUACAGCUGCUAACUAAAAGGUCUGCAGUUCAAAUCCACCAGGUGCUCCUUGGAAACCCUAUGGGGCAGUUCUACUCUGUCCUAUAGUGCUGCUACGAGUCGGAAUAGACUCAACGGCAACGGGUUUGGUUAUUCACAUCAUCCUUUGAAUUAGAGGAAGACAAAUACUAAAAAGCUGACAAAGAACUAAAAGAAACUUAAUUCGUAGAUUUACAAUAGAGGGACUCUGUGAAGUUAAUUAAGCGAGACAUUCUUUGUAAAAAAUAAAAACAAUACAGAAAAUUUUAGGUGGAGUUUAGAUGUCAUGAAGGUUUUCCCCUAAAAGUUAAAGUAUCCUACAGUAAAAGGGAUGUUUAUGGAUUAGGGAAGCCUACCUCCUUGAGGAGAUUUGAGGUAUGGCACUUAGCCCAGAUGCUGUUUAGAUCAGAGGUUAUAAAGAAGUUUUGCACCUGAAAAGGAAGGAAGAGGAAAACAAUAAGGAGUUGAUGAGGAUGAUGGAAACAAUAAUAAUAAAACCAACAAUAAUGACAACAACACCUAAAGCCCUAUGUCAUUAUCGAAGUCCCCAAAUUGUCUUGGGUCCCAAAGUCACUGUCUCCUUGGUUUUCUACAAACGGAGCACUGGCUGGCUGGGUUCUUGUUGGUCUUCCUCUUUGUUGUUUCCUGGUUCAAUGCCAAAUUGAUCUUGUGACCCCUUCCUGGGAAGGAUUAAGGCAACUACUGGGAGAAUAAAUAGAGGAGUUCUGGGUGUUCACUGCCAAAGUGAGUUCUUGACUGCUGUACAUAAGGCUGAACGGCCAGCAACAGCCACAUCAACCAUGAGGCUGGUGACGGUCCUCAUGCUGGUUGCUCUCCCCCUUUAUUGCUAUGCAGGUUCUGGGUGCCAGCUUCUUGAGGAUGGGAUUGAAAUGCUAAUCAAUCCUGAAGUGUCAGAAGCUGAACUCCAAGAAGCUCUUGAAGAGUUCACAUUGGGGGAUGAUGCUUCUAAAGAAGCCAUAGAUGAAUUUAAGCAAUGUUUUCUCAAGCAGACCAAGGAAAACGCAGACAAAAUCAGAAUGAUGAUGGUAAUUUCUGUUUCUUCCUUGUGCUUUUUAAAAGCACUGACAAGGGACACGCAGACUCUAAUUUUGUCUCUAAUCAGAGCAACUGGUGAACUGAAGUUUUUAUAUCUGUUGAUUUAA